GAAUGGCGGUACUAACGGCGUACUGGGGCCUCGACGGUAUCCUACUGUUCUUCGCCUUUUGGAUACUCGCUUACCUCUAUACGACGAGAAAAUUCAAGUAUUGGCAGAAACGCGGUAUAAUGGAGAUCCCGCCGUUGCCGUUUAUCGGCAAUUUUUGGGAUUGCAUCUUCAUGAAAAAAUCUUCGUGGGAGUUCGUCCAGGAGCUCUACGAGCGAUCCAAGGGAUUACCCUAUAUGGGUUUCUACAUAUUCGACAAGCCCUUCAUCCUGAUACGCGAUCCCGACUUGGUGAAGCACGUUCUCGUCAAAGAUUUCAAUUAUUUCUCGGACAGAUACGCAUGCUCGGACGUGAACGAUCGUUUGGGCUAUGCCAAUCUGUUCAUGAUGAAAAAUCCCGGCUGGAAAAUUCUAAGGGCGAAACUCACUCCGAUCUUUACGUCCGGCAAAUUGAAGAAGAUGUUCGAGCUGAUGAUCGAGAUCGGCAACGAUCUCGACAGAUAUCUCGAUUCCGCAGGACUGGAAGGUAAAGGAAAGGACAUGGAGAUGAAGGAUGUGUGCGCGAAAUUUACCACCGAUCUAAUCGGCACCACCGCCUUCGGCCUUCGGGCUAAUUCCCUAAGCAAUCCGGAUGCCGAAUUUCGUAAAUUCGGCCACAAAAUAUUCGACUACGACAUCGGUCGUGGCUUCGAGUUGAUGUCGAUAUUCUUCAUGCCGGGCAUCGUCAAAACAAUACGCGCCAAAUUCUUCGGGAGAGAAGUCAGCAACUUUCUCCGUGGCAUCUUUUGGGAGGUUAUCAACGAGCGCAUAGCCUCCGGUACUAAGAGAAACGACCUGAUCGAUCUGCUGAUCGAAUUGAGGAAGACUUACGGCUCGGAGGAUCUCGGCGGAUUUAAAUUCGAUGGUGACGAUUUGGUCGCUCAAACGGCCAUCUUCUUCUCGGGUGGCUUCGAGACAUCCUCGACGGUUAUGUCCUUCGCCGUUUACGAGUUGGCUCUUCAACCCGAUCUCCAGACGAGACUCAGGCAAGAAAUUCUAGGCGCUCUCGACAAAAACGACGGAAAACUCAACUAUGACACGGUCAUCGCUUUACCGUAUUUGGACAUGGUCGUCUCGGAAACGCUACGAAAGUAUCCACCGUUGGGAUUUUUGGAUCGCGUCGCCAUUCAAGAUUACAAGGUACCUAAUUCCGAUCUGAUCAUCGAAAAGGGUACUCCUAUUAUGAUAUCGAUGACCGGAAUGCAUUACGAUCCCCAAUACUUCCCUAAUCCGGAUAAAUUCGAUCCCGAAAGAUUCAACGAGGUAAACAAGAGGAACAUACAGAGUUACGUUUAUUUCCCCUUUGGCGAAGGACCCCACGUUUGUAUAGGGACUCGCAUUGGACUUUUGCAGGCCAAACUGGGCUUGAUACAUUUACUCAAGGGAUACGAAUACACUCCGUCCGAAAGUACUACCAUACCGAUGCGUUUCGAUCCGAAAGGCUUAACGACCACGUCUUUGGACGGUAUACGACUGAACGUUCGUAAAUACGUCCAAAAUGUCGCUUGAACGUAUUUCUACUUUACUCGCUUAAUUUCUACUACGACCUUUAUAUUAUUUCGCCUAUGUAAUUUACAAUUCGUGUCUUUAGAAAGACAAUAAAGGAACAAUUUUUCUUUA
Vespula pensylvanica (western yellowjacket) is the source of this 1655-nucleotide messenger RNA. Its product is annotated as cytochrome P450 6k1-like. Lineage: Eukaryota; Metazoa; Arthropoda; Insecta; Hymenoptera; Vespidae. The transcript has 5 exons. Bases 3 to 1544 code for a protein of 513 amino acids. Gene Ontology annotation, molecular function: iron ion binding; heme binding; oxidoreductase activity, acting on paired donors, with incorporation or reduction of molecular oxygen. The record is from RefSeq and is a predicted model, not a curated record.